UUAAAAAAACAACGACGACUGCAGGUUCCACCCUUGUCCUUCCUUUUUCCCUUGGAAUGAAUCAUCAAAGUCACUACCUUGACGUGAAAGGAAGAAAAACCAAAACCCCCAAAAUUCUCAAAAGUCAUGGACUAAUUUUCACGAGAAAAACCUAACCACCACCACCACCACCACCACCAAAAUGUCCUUUCAGUCACCGGAAUCUUCACCUUCCUCGAUCCUUCUAGAGGACUUCGGUCAAAAAGUCGACUUAACACGCCGUAUCCGAGAAGUCCUCUUAAACUACCCCGAAGGCACCACAGUCCUCAAAGAACUAAUCCAAAACGCCGACGAUGCCGGCGCUACCGUGGUCCGUCUCUGCCUCGACCGGCGCCGCCACUCUACCACCUCACUCCUCUCUCCUUCUCUCUCUGCAUUCCAAGGCCCGGCCCUCCUCUCCUACAAUGACGCCGUCUUCACCGAAGAGGAUUUCACUUCGAUUUCGCGUAUCGGAGGUAGUGUUAAGCACAAUCAAGCUACUAAGACGGGCCGGUUUGGUGUUGGUUUCAAUUCUGUCUAUCAUUUGACCGAUUUGCCCUCCUUUGUCAGUGGGAAUUACAUUGUCAUGUUUGAUCCUCAAGGUGUUCAUUUGCCCAAUGUUAAUUCUUCCAAUCCUGGUAAACGUAUUGAUUUUGUAAGCACUAAAGCGAUGUCAUUUUAUAGAGAUCAGUUUGAGCCUUAUGUCGUCUUUGGUUGUGAUAUGGAGAAUCGGUUUUCGGGUUCGUUGUUUCGGUUCCCGUUGCGGGAUUCGAAUCAAGCGAAAGAAAGCAAGUUGUCAAGGCAGUCGUAUGUCGAAAAUGAUGUGGUUUUGAUGUUCGAACAGUUGUAUAAAGAAGGGGUGUUUUCGUUGUUGUUUUUAAAGAAUGUUUUGAGUGUUGAAAUGUUUGUUUGGGACGAGGGAGAUGUGGGGCAGAGGAAAUUGUAUUCAUGUCGUGUUGGGAAUCUGAGUGAUGAGGUUGUGUGGCAUCGGAAGGCAAUUAUGAGAAUGUCCAAGGAAAUGGACGGUGGUGGACAGGGGGACGUGAUGAAGGAUGGGUAUUUAGUGGAGUUUGAGAGUGAGGAGGUUGUUGGUGAUGGCGGGAGUGAAGUGAAGAAGAGGAGUGAUAGGUUUUAUGUUGUUCAAAGUAUGGGGUCAGCGAAGAGCAGGAUUGGAGAAUUUGCAGCUACUGCAUCGAAAGAUUAUGAUAUUCAUUUGUUGCCGUGGGCGUCUGUUGCUGCUUGCUUGACUGAUGGUUUGUCUGAUAAUGAUGAGCUGAAGCUGGGUCAGGCAUUCUGUUUUCUUCCACUCCCUGUAAGAACUGGAUUGAAUGUGCAAGUUAAUGGAUAUUUUGAGGUUUCUUCAAACCGUCGUGGCAUUUGGUAUGGAGCUGACAUGGACAGAAGUGGUAAAAUUCGUUCCAUCUGGAAUAGGCUUCUUUUAGAAGAUGUCGUGGCUCCUGCUUUUAGAUAUUUGCUGCUUGGUGUGCAACAAUUACUAGGAUCGACUGAUUCUUACUACUCUCUAUGGCCCACUGGUCCUUUUGAGGAGCCAUGGAGCAUUUUAGUUGAGCAUAUAUACAAGAGAAUUGGUGAUGCACCAGUUUUGCAUUCAGAUGUUGAAGGAGGACAGUGGGUGACUCCUGUUGAAGCCUUCCUUCAUGAUGAAGAGUUCCCUAAAAGCAAGGAACUUGGUGAGGCCCUUCUGCAGCUAGGAAUGCCUGUUGUCCGUUUGCCCAAUGUCUUGUUUAAUAUGAUUCUGAAAUAUGCUUCAGCUUUUCAGCAGAAAGUGGUUACUCCUGAUACAGUGCGCGAUUUUCUUAGGCAGUGCAAGAUUGUUGGGUCGUUGAACAAGUCUUACAGGCUUGUAUUGUUGGAAUAUUGUCUCGAAGACUUAAUUGACGCUGAUGUUGGUAAGAAUGCAAGCAAUUUGCCACUGCUUCCUUUGGCAAAUGGUGACUUUGGGUUACUGUCUGAAGCUUCUAAAGGGAGCUUGUUUUUCAUUUGCAGUGAUUUAGAGUGCAUGCUACUUGAACGAAUUUCCGAUAAAAUAAUUGAUCGUGAUAUUCCUCCUAACUUGCUUCACAGACUUUCCGCCAUUGCAAAGUCAUCAAAAUCAAAUCUUGCUAUAUUCAGCAUUCAGUAUUUUCUCAAGUUUUUCCCUAAUUUCUUACCAGCCUCUUGGAGAUAUAAAAGCAAGGUUUUGUGGAACCCAGAGUCUUCUCACGAUCAUCCAACAUCAUCAUGGCUUGAGCUGUUUUGGCAAUAUCUCCGAAAUCAUUGUGAAAAAUUAUCCUUGUUUGGAGAUUGGCCAAUCUUGCCAUCCACAACUGGACAUCUGUACAGGCCUUCUAGACAGUCGAAACUAAUUAAUGCAGAUAAACUUCCUGUUUUUAUCCGAGACAUCCUUGUUAAGAUUGAAUGCAAGAUACUCAAUCCUGCUUAUGGAGUUGAACAUCCAGAUUUGUCGCUUUAUGUGUGUGAUGCUGAUUGUGCAGGGGUAGUGGAAUCAAUUUUUGAUGUUGUGUCUUCAGCUGGUGGCAUAGCACGAACUUCAUUUGACAAUUUGAGCCCCGAAGACAGAGAUGAGCUUCGUGGGUUUCUUCUUGCUCCAAAGUGGUACAUGGGAGAUUGCAUUGAUGGAUUCAUCAUAAGGAAUUGUAGGAGGCUUCCCAUUUAUAGAGUUCAUGGUGAAGGACCUGUUGAAGGUGCCAUUUUCUCUGAUUUAGAAAAUCCUCAAAAGUACUUACCUCCUUUAGAAGUUCCUGAUAAUUUUUUGGGCCAUGAGUUUAUUGCAAGCUCCUCAAAUAUUGAAGAAGAUAUUUUGUUAAGGUAUUAUGGAGUUGAGAAAAUGGGGAAGGCACCCUUCUACCGGCAGCAGGUGUUCAAUAAUGUUAGAAUCUUGCAACCUGAAGUUCGAGACAGAACCAUGCUUUCUGUUCUGCAAAAUUUGCCACAGCUUUGCGUUGAGGAUGCAUCUUUCAGGGAAUGUUUGAGAAAUUUGGAAUUUGUGCCAACAUUUAGUGGUACUCUGAAGCAUCCUUCAGUGCUAUAUGAUCCUCGUAAUGAAGAGUUAUGGGAUUUAUUAGAAGAAUCUGAUAGUUUCCCUUGUGGUGCUUUCCAAGAACCUAACAUUUUGGACAUGCUACAUGGUUUGGGUCUCAGAACAACUGCUUCUCCUGAGACAGUAAUAGAAAGUGCUCGACAAGUGGAACGACUAAUGCAUGAGGAUCAGCAAAAAGCACAUUCUAGAGGCAAAGUGCUUCUAUCCUACUUGGAAGUAAAUGCAAUGAAGUGGCUUCCCAACCAAUUAAAUGAUGAUGACAGAACUGUGAACAGAAUUUUUUCACGAGCUGCAACUGCAUUUAGGCCUCGUGGCUUGAAAUCUGACCUUGAAAAGUUCUGGAAUGAUCUGCGGAUGAUUUGUUGGUGUCCAGUAAUGGUUACUGCUCCGUUCAAAACUUUACCAUGGCCUAUUGUGAGAUCCAUGGUUGCUCCUCCAAAGCUUGUAAGAUUACAGGCAGACUUAUGGCUUGUUUCAGCUAGCAUGAGGAUACUGGAUGGAGAAUGCUCUUCCACUGCAUUAUCAUACAAUCUCGGAUGGUUAUCUCCACCUGGAGGCAGUGCAAUUGCUGCCCAGUUACUAGAGCUUGGAAAGAACAAUGAGAUUGUGAAUGAUCAGGUGCUCCGGCAGGAAUUAGCCUUGGAAAUGCCAAAAAUAUACUCAAUAAUGACAAGCUUGAUUGGUUCGGAUGAGAUGGAUAUUGUGAAGGCUGUUCUAGAAGGAUCUCGUUGGAUAUGGGUGGGAGAUGGUUUUGCUACUGCAGAUGAGGUUGUUCUCGAUGGUCCUCUUCACUUGGCUCCUUAUAUACGUGUUAUACCCAUGGAUCUGGCUGUUUUCAAAGAAUUAUUUUUGGAGCUCAACAUUCGAGAAUAUUUUAAGCCCAUGGAUUAUGCAAAUAUUUUGGGCAGAAUGGCUAUGAGAAAAGGUUCCUCUCCUCUGGAUACACAGGAAAUUAGGGCAGCCAUACUGAUUGUUCAGCAUCUGGCUGAAGUCCAGUUUCAUGAACAAGUCAAGAUCUAUUUACCAGAUGUUUCAGGAAGACUAUUCCCUGCCACAGAUCUAGUUUAUAACGAUGCCCCCUGGUUGCUUGGCUCAGAUAAUUCUGACAGUUCAUUUGGUGGUGCAUCUACUGUGGCCUUACAUGCAAAGAGAGCAGUUCAUAAAUUUGUCCAUGGGAACAUCUCUAAUGAAGUAGCUGAGAAGCUCGGUGUGUGCUCACUUCGUAGGAUCUUGCUUGCAGAGAGUUCUGAUUCAAUGAACUUGAGUUUAUCUGGUGCUGCUGAAGCCUUUGGACAGCAUGAGGCGUUAACAACAAGACUUAAACAUAUACUUGAGAUGUAUGCUGAUGGACCUGGGAUUCUUUUCGAGCUGGUUCAGAAUGCUGAGGACGCUGGAGCUUCUGAGGUGAUAUUUCUUUUGGAUAAAACUCAGUAUGGUUCUUCAUCUGUUCUGUCUCCUGAAAUGGCUGAUUGGCAAGGUCCUGCAUUGUAUUGUUUCAACAACUCAGUGUUCAGUUCACAAGAUCUUUAUGCAAUCUCGCGUAUUGGUCAAGAAAGCAAACUAGAAAAACCUUUUGCAAUUGGACGAUUUGGACUUGGAUUUAAUUGUGUCUAUCACUUUACAGAUAUUCCAACAUUUGUUUCUGGGGAAAAUGUUGUUAUGUUUGAUCCUCAUGCCUGUAAUUUACCUGGCAUUUCUCCUUCACACCCUGGUUUACGAAUUAAGUUCACUGGGAGAAAGAUCUUGGAACAAUUUCCAGAUCAGUUUUCUCCAUUUCUACACUUUGGAUGUGAUUUGCAGCAUCCAUUUCCAGGCACCCUCUUCCGUUUCCCCCUUAGGAGCUCUACUGUUGCUAGGCGUAGUCUGAUAAAGAAAGAAGGAUAUACACCAGAAGAUGUCAUGUCCCUCUUUGCUUCUUUCUCUGGGGUUGUUUCUGAUGCUUUGCUUUUUCUACGCAAUGUGAAAAAUAUCUCCCUUUUUGUGAAGGAAGGGAAUGGUUCUGAAAUGCAACUCCUACAUCGUGUGCAACGAAAUUGCAUAACUGAGCCUGAAAUGGAACCAGGUGCUGUGAAUAACAUGUUUAGCUUUGUCAAUGGAAGUCAGUAUAGUGGACUGGAUAAAGAUCAGUUGCUGAAAAUAUUGAGCAAGUCUGUGGAUAAAAAUCUGCCCCACAAAUGUCAGAAGAUUGUGGUGACAGAGAAAAAUUCAUCUGGUGUCAUUUCUCAUUGCUGGAUAACUGGUGAAUGCUUAGGCAGUGUUCGUGCUAAGAGCUUCUCUGCAGUUGCUAAUGAUUCUCAUGAAUCAAUUCCCUGGGCUUCUGUUGCUGCUUAUAUACACUCUGUCAAGGUGGUGGAUGGGGAAUUAAGUGACAUCUCAAACAUUGAGGGUGCUUGUACUUCUGAAACGUUUCAAGUUUCUACAACUUCCAUUGAAAAUAGGAAGAAUUUUGAAGGCCGUGCCUUCUGCUUUCUGCCACUUCCUAUCAGUACUGGUCUUCCAGCUCAUAUUAAUUCCUACUUUGCAUUGUCAUCCAACAGGAGGGACAUCUGGUUUGGUAAUGACAUGGCAGGGGGUGGAAAAAAAAGAUCAGACUGGAAUAUUUACCUUCUUGAAGAUGUUGCUGCCCCUGCUUAUGGUUACUUGCUAGAAAAAAUUGCAUCAGAGAUUGGCCCAUGUGAUUUAUUUUUUUCAUUUUGGCCAAUGGAAACAGGAUUGGAACCUUGGGCAUCAAUGGUGCGGAAGCUAUACAAUUUUAUUGCUGAAUCUGGUCUUCGUGUAUUGUUUACUAAAGCUAGAGAAGGCCAGUGGAUAUCAGCCAAACAAGCACUGUUUCCUGAUUUUACAUUUCAUAAGGUACAUGAGCUUGUAGAAGCAUUAUCAGAUGCUGGUCUACCUCUGGUGAGUGUUUCCCAGCCACUUGUAGAGCAAUUCAUGGAGGCCUGCUCAUCAUUGAAAUUUCUGACCCCUCAGUUUUUAAUGACUCUGCUGAUUCGGCGGAGACGUGGAUUCAAGGACAGAGGUGGCAUGAUUGUGACCCUUGAAUAUUGUUUACUUGAUUUACAAGUUCCUGUGCAGGUUGAUAUUUUGUAUGGCUUACCACUAUUACCUCUAUCUGAUGGUUCAUUUGCUACAUUUGAAAAGAAUGGGACUGGUGAAAGAAUUUAUAUUGCCCGGGGGGGUGAAUAUGGUCUCCUCAAGGAUUCAGUUCCCCACCAACUUGUGGAUCUUGAAAUUCCAGAAGCUGUUUUCGGAAAGUUAUGUGAUUUAGCUGAGAGCAAGAAGUCAAAUAUUUCUUUUUUGUCUUGCAGUUUGCUUGAGAAACUGUUUUUGAAAUUACUUCCAGCAGAAUGGCAGCUCUCUAGUAAGGUUGUUUGGACUCCUGGUCAUCAGGGCCACCCGAGUUUAGAAUGGAUGAGAUUGUUGUGGAGCUAUCUGAAUUCAUGUUGUGAUGACCUCUUAAUAUUUGCAAAGUGGCCAAUAUUGCCAGUUGGAGACAAUAUUCUUUUGCAGUUAGUUCCAAAUUCAAAGGUGGUCAAAGAUGAUGGGUGGAGUGAGAACAUGUUGUCUUUGUUAUUAAAAGUAGGAUGUCUCUUCUUGAGGCAUGACUUAACAAUAGAACAUCCAAAGCUGGAAAAUUUUGUACAGCCCCCAACAGCAGCAGGCAUCUUAAAUGCAUUUCUGGCACUUGCCGGUAAACCAGAGAACAUUGAGGGGCUUUUUAGUGAUGCAUCAGAAGGGGAGCUGCAUGAAUUACGGAGUUUUGUUCUCCAGUCCAAGUGGUUCUCUGAAGAGAGCAUGACUGACAUCCAUAUUGAAAUCAUUAAACAUCUUCCUAUGUUCGAGGCAUACAAAAGUAGAAAACUUGUUAGUCUGUGCAAACCUAACCAAUGGCUUAAACCAGAUGCUGUUCGGGAUGAUCUCUUGGAUGAUGAUUUUGUUCGUGCUGAUUCUGAGAGAGAGAGAAUUAUUCUAAGAAGGUAUUUAGAGAUCAAAGAGCCUUCAAGAGUGGAAUUUUACAAAGUUUAUGUACUCAAUCGAAUGUCAGAAUUUAUCUCAUGUCAGGGGGCUCUUACAGCUAUUCUACAUGAUGUGAAGCUUUUGAUUGAAGAUGAUAUUUCCAUCAAAUCUGCACUUUCCAUGACACCUUUUGUUUUGGCAGCCAAUGGAUCAUGGCAACAGCCAUCAAGGCUUUAUGAUCCUCGUAUUCCCCAUCUACGAAAGGUGCUUCAUAGAGAAGCAUUUUUUCCUUCUAAUGAAUUCUCAGAUCCUGAAACACUGGAGACCCUAGUUAAACUUGGACUUAAAAAGAAUCUGGGUUUUACUGGUUUUCUUGAUUGUGCUAGAUCGGUUUCAAUGUUGCAUGAAUCUAGGGACUCGGAAACAGUGAGUUAUGGAAGGAAGUUGGUUGCCCUUUUGGAUGCUCUUGCACAUAAGCUCUUGGCUGAGGAGGGAGAAUGCAACCGCAAUGAAUUGCAGAAAACUGUUUUAUGUCAGAAUAGCAGCGAUUGGAACAGUGAUCUUGCGUAUCUUGACUCUCCUGGGAGAGAUAAGGAUCAGUUUAUAGAUGACCUGGAGAUUGACUAUUUCUUAGCCAACUUGAGUGAUGAUAAAACAGAAGAAGAAUUCUGGUCUGAAAUGAAGGCCAUAUCUUGGUGCCCUGUUUGUGUUCAUCCACCUCUACAAGGAUUACCAUGGUUAAAUUCUAAUAGCCAAGUAGCAUCACCGAGCAACGUGAGACCUAAAUCUCAAAUGUGGGUAGUGUCCUGCACAAUGCAUGUACUAGAUGGUGAUUGCGACUCCCUGUAUCUACAACACAAACUUGGUUGGAUGGAUUGUCCUGGCAUAAAUGUUUUAACUAUGCAAUUGACUGAGCUAUCCAAGUCCUAUGAGCAGCUUAAGCUGGGGUCUUCUAUAGGACCUGAUUUUAAUGAUGCAGUGCAGAGUGGAAUUCUGGCACUUUAUUCCAGAUUACAAGAAUAUGUUGGUACUGAUGAUUUCACACUGAUGAAAUCAGCUCUUAGCGGUGUUUCUUGGGUUUGGAUCGGUGAUGACUUUGUACCCCCAGACGUACUUGCAUUUGAUUCACCAGUUAAAUUUACCCCAUAUUUGUAUGUUGUCCCAUCAGAGAUAUCAGAUUUUAGAGAAUUGCUCUUGGGAUUAGGUGUGAGACUCAGUUUUGAUAUUUGGGAUUACUUUCAUGUGCUGCAGCGCUUACAAAAUAAUGUGAAAGGCUUUCCCCUAUCAACUGAUCAGCUAAGUUUUGUCCAUCGUGUCCUUGAAGCUGUCGCAGACUGUUUCUCAGACAAGCCAAUGUUUGAGGCUUCUAAUUCAGCAUUGCUGAUUCCAGAUUCUUCCGGAGUUCUGAUGUGUGCUGGGGAUCUUGUUUACAAUGAUGCACCAUGGAUAGAAAACAACACUCUGAUUGAGAAGCAUUUUGUACAUCCAAGCAUCAGCAAUGAUCUGGCAAACAGACUAGGGGUGAAAUCACUUCGAUGCCUCUCUUUGGUAGAUGAUGAUAUGACUAAAGAUCUGCCAUGCAUGGACUUCGCUAAAUUAAAUGAACUUUUAGCAUUGUAUGGAAACAAUGAUUUCUUGUUGUUUGAUCUUCUUGAGGUGGCAGAUUGCUGCAAAGCUAAAAAGCUACACUUGAUCUUUGACAAGAGGGAACAUCCUCGGAACUCUUUGCUGCAGCACAAUUUAGGUGAAUUUCAAGGGCCUGCUCUAGUUGCCAUUUUGGAAGGCGUCAGCUUGAAUAGAGAGGAAGUAGGCAGCCUCCAGCUUCUCCCUCCAUGGAGACUUCGGGGUGAUACAGUUAAUUAUGGGCUGGGACUUCUUAGCUGUUACUUUAUAUCUAAUCUUCUGUCCAUUAUUUCUGGGGGCUACUUUUACAUGUUUGAUCCUUGUGGUCUGGCACUUGGUGCCCCUUCAAGUCAUGCUCCAGCUGCAAAAAUGUUUUCUUUGGCAGGUACUAAUUUGACCGAGCGUUUUUGUGAUCAAUUUAAACCUAUGUUAAUUGGUGAAGGCAUGCCAUGGUCAUCAUUAGAUUCUACCAUUAUCCGCAUGCCUCUAUCAUCAGAAUGCCUUAGGGAUGGACUUGAACUGGGAUUGAAGAGAGUAAAGCAAAUAUGUGAUCGAUUUAUGGAGCACGCAUCCAGAACACUUAUUUUCUUAAAGUCAGUUUUGGAGGUUUCUCUCUACACAUGGGAUGAAGGCCGUGCCAAACCUUGCCAGGACUAUUCAGUUUCUGUUGAUUUAUCAUCUGCUACCAUGAGGAAUCCAUUUUCGGAAAAGAAGUGGAGGAAAUUUCAAUUAUCAAGGUUAUUUAGUAGCUCAAAUGCUGCGGUUAAACUGCAUGUGAUAGAUGUCAGUUUAUACCAAGGAUCUGCUACAGUUGUUGAUCGAUGGCUUGUUGUGCUUAGCCUGGGUUCCGGGCAAACAAGAAAUAUGGCUCUUGAUAGGCGAUAUCUUGCAUACAACUUGACUCCCGUUGCGGGAGUUGCAGCACAUAUUUCAAGAGAUGGAUGUCCUGGUGAUCUAUAUCCAAAGAGCUCUGUCAUGUCCCCUCUUCCUUUAUCUGGCAGUAUAGCACUACCUGUCACUGUCCUUGGAUGUUUCCUUGUGCGUCAUAAUAGUGGUCGUUCUCUCUUUAAGUACCAGAAGAAGGUAGCUUCAGAAGCACAGGUUGACGCUGGAGAUCAGUUGAUUGAAGCUUGGAACAAAGAAUUGAUGUCUUGUGUUCGUGAUUCCUACAUUGAAAUGGUGGUGGAAAUGCAAAAAAUAAGAAAAGAUCCUUUGACUUCAGCUAUUGAAUCAAGUGCAGGUUGUGCAGUUUCUUUGUCUUUGAAGGCAUAUGGCGAUCUAAUAUAUUCCUUCUGGCCAAGGUCUACUGGGCUUGCGAUGGUUAAUCAACCUGGAGAAGCCUUAGUAUCGACAGAAGUGCCUAAAGCAGAUUGGGGAUGCCUGAUUGAAGAAGUAAUAAGGCCAUUCUAUGCUCGGGUUGCUGAUCUUCCUUUGUGGCAGCUGUACACAGGAAACCUGGUUAAGAGUGGAGAGGGUAUGUUUCUUUCACAGCCUGGGAAUGGUGUGGGUGGUAGUUUACUUCCAGCUACUGUGUGUGGCUUUGUGAAGGAACAUUAUCCAGUGUUUUCUGUACCAUGGGAGUUGGUGACAGAAAUUCAGGCAGUGGGGGUUACAGUUCGAGAAAUAAAACCUAAAAUGGUUAGGGAUCUUCUUAAGAUGUCAUCAACUUCUAUUGUUCUUCGAUCAGUUGAUACCUACGUGGAUGUUCUUGAGUACUGCUUAUCUGAUAUCGAGUUUCCAGGAUCAUCUGGUUUUGAUAGAGAUGAUGCAACACUGAACUCUCUCAACUCCAGUACCAUGCAUAGAGCAAGUAGUGAAGCAAGCAGUAGUUUUGCUUCAUCAUCAUUGCCUAAUCUACGGGGUUUUCAUGGCUCAUCUGCUCAGAGUGCAGACAGUUCAGGAGAUGCUCUUGAAAUGGUGACAAGUUUGGGGAAGGCUUUAUUUGAUUUUGGCCGGGGAGUUGUUGAAGAUAUUGGUAGGGCUGGAGGGCCUUUAAUUCAGCGGAAUGCCAUUUUAGAUGGCAUUGGUGCAAAUGUAGAUCCAAAGAUUCUAUCAAUAGCUGCUGAGCUUAAAGGGUUACCGUGCCCAACUGCAACUAAUCAUUUAACUAGGUUCGGGGUAACUGAGCUUUGGUUUGGGAACAAGGAUCAACAGGCGUUGAUGAUGUCUUUGGCAGCAAAGUUCAUCCAUCCAAAAGUACUGGAUAGAUCUUUACUGUUUGAUAUAUUCUCAAGAAAUGCCAUACAAACAUUAUUAAGACUGAAGAGUUUCUCUCUCCACUUACUGGCAAGUCAUAUGAAAUUACUUUUUCAUGAGAACUGGGUGAAUAAUGUAACGGGGUCAAAUAUGGUUCCAUGGUUUUCAUGGGAGAGUACUUCGAGUUCUGGUGGUGAAGGGGGUCCUUCUCAUGAAUGGUUAAGGUUGUUUUGGAAGUGUUUUGGUGCGUCUUCGGGAGACCUCUCACUCUUUUCUGAUUGGCCUCUAAUUCCUGCUUUUCUUGGGAGGCCCAUCUUAUGCCGUGUAAAGGAGCGUCAUCUGGUCUUCGUUCCUCCCAUUAAACAAACAUCAUCUGGAAAUAGUGUUGUGGAUGCAGGUAGCACAGGAAGUGAUAUGACUGGAUUGUCCACAAAUCAUACCCCUGAAUCUGAAUCUGAAUCAGUCCAGUCUUACAUUGCUGCUUUUGAAGUUGCCAAAAAUAGGUAUCCUUGGCUGUUGUCACUGUUGAACCAGUGCAACGUACCUAUUUUUGACACUGCUUUCAUAGACUGUGCUGUUUCAUGCAAUUGUCUCCCUGCAUCUAGUCAGUCCUUGGGAGAAGUGGUUGCUUCCAAGCUUGUUGCAGCAAAACAUGCUGGCUAUUUCCCUGAACUUGCAUCAUUUUCAGCUUCAGAUAGUGAUAAACUUGUUACUUUUUUUGCUCAGGAUUUCCUUUAUAAUGGUUCUACGUACAGAGCUGAAGAACUUGAAGUACUGUGUGGUUUGCCUAUAUAUAAAACAGUUGUGGGAUCCUAUACACGAUUGCAUGCCCAAGAUCACUGUAUGAUCUCUUCUAGCUCAUUCCUUAAGCCAUCUGAUGAGCGUUGUCUCUCGUAUUCAACAGAUUCAAUUGAGUGUUCAUUAUUACGGGCUCUUGGGGUUCCUGAAUUGCAUGAUCAACAGAUUUUGAUGAGGUUCGGACUGCCGGAUUUUGAAGGCAAACCUCAGUCCGAACAGGAGGAUAUAUUAAUAUAUCUUUACACAAAUUGGCAAGACCUCCAAGCAGAUUCUUCUUUACUAGAAGUUUUGAAGGACACCAAGUUUGUUAGGAAUGCAGAUGAAUUUUCCCUAGAUCGCUCGAGGCCCAAGGAUCUGUUUGAUCCUGGUGAUGCUCUAUUAACAUCUGUGUUCUCUGGUGAGAGAAAGAAAUUUCCUGGAGAAAGGUUUAGUACUGAUGGGUGGCUUCGCAUUUUAAGAAAAACUGGUCUUCAAACUGCAACAGAAGCAGAUGUAAUACUUGAAUGCGCUAAAAGAGUAGAUUUCCUUGGAAGUGAGUGCAUGAAAUCUUCAGGGGAUUUUGAUGAUUUCGGGACCAACGUAAGUCACAGCUGCGAUAAGGUUACUAUGGAGAUAUGGACAUUAGCAGGAUCUGUUGUUGAAGCCGUGCUCUCAAACUUUGCUGUCCUUUAUGGCAACAGCUUCUGUAAUCAACUUGGCAAGAUUGCUUGUGUGCCGGCUGAACUAGGAUUUCCUAAUGUUGGUGGCAAGAAAGUGCUUGCUUCAUAUAGUGAAGCUAUUGUGUCAAAAGAUUGGCCUUUGGCUUGGAGUUCUUCUCCCAUCAUCUCUAGACAAAAUUUUGUGCCACCUGAGUACUCAUGGGGAGGGCUCCAGCUGAGGAGCCCUCCAGCCUUUUCUACUGUCCUAAAGCAUUUGCAGGUGAUUGGAAGAAAUGGAGGUGAAGACACUCUUGCUCACUGGCCAACUUCUUCAGGCAUGAUGACAGUUGAUGAAGCUUCUUGUGAAGUGUUGAAGUACCUGGAUAAGGUUUGGAGUUCCCUCUCUUCUUCAGAUAGAGAAAACUUGCAGAGAGUGGCAUUUCUGCCUGCUGCCAAUGGAACACGCUUGGUCACAGCAAACUCUCUUUUUGUGCGUCUGACAAUUAAUCUGUCACCAUUUGCGUUUGAACUUCCUACUUCGUAUCUUCCCUUUGUGAAAAUUCUCAAGGAAGUGGGACUUCAGGACAUGCUUUCAGUUGCUGCUGCAAAGAAUCUUCUAACAGAUCUCCAAAAGACUUGUGGAUAUCAGCGUUUAAACCCAAAUGAACUCCGUGCUGUGAUGGAAAUUUUGUUUUUUCUCUGUGACUCGACUGUUGAGGGAAACAUGUCUGAUUGGAAAAACUGGACAUUAGAUGCAAUAGUCCCAGAUGAUGGAUGUAGACUGGUCCAUGCAAAAUCAUGUGUAUAUAUUGAUUCUUAUGGUUCCCGAUAUGUCAAAUAUAUUGACACUUCCAGGUUAAGAUUUGUUCAUGGAGAUCUUCCUGAGAGAAUUUGUAUAGUUUUGGGCAUCAGAAAGCUAUCAGAUGUUGUAAUAGAGGAACUUGAUAAAGAAGAUGAUUUGCAUACAAUGGAAUAUAUUGGAUCCGUCUCUGUGGCAUUCAUCAGAGAGAAACUGUUGAGCAGAUCAUUUCAGGGUGCUGUAUGGACUCUUGUAAAUAGCAUAGCUAAUUACUUCCCUGCAAGAAAUACUGUACCUUUGGAAACAUUACGAACGUUACUGGAAUCUGUUGCUGAAAAGCUGCAGUUUGUUAAAAUCCUCCAAACUCAUUUUAUGCUCCUUCCAAAGUCUUUGGAUGUCACUCGUGUAGCUAAGGAUUCUAUUAUUCCAGAUUGGGAGAAUGGAUCCAAGCAUCGUACUCUUUACUUUAUGAACCGAUCAAGGACUUCUAUUUUUGUUGCUGAACCACCUACUUAUGUAUCUGUACUUGAUGUUGUUGCAAUUGUUGUAAGCGAGGUCUUAGGCUCCCCUACCCCAUUACCUAUAGGAACCCUAUUUUUAUGUCCUGAAGGCUCAGAAAGUGCAAUUCUCAAUAUUCUGAAACUUUCUUCUGACAAGAGAGACAUGGAACCCACAAGUAAUAAACUGGUAGGCAAGGAACUACUUCCUCCCGAUGCUCUUCAAGUGCAACUUCAUCCAUUAAGACCAUUUUAUAGAGGAGAGUUAGUGGCAUGGCGGUCUCAAAAUGGAGAAAAGUUGAAGUAUGGUAGAGUUCCAGAGGAUGUUAGACCAUCAGCUGGCCAAGCACUCUACAGAUUCAAGGUGGAAACUGCACCAGGGGUUGUAGAGCCUCUUCUUUCUUCACAAGUAUUCUCGUUUAAAGGCAUAUCAAUGGGAAAUGAGGCUACUUCCUCAUCAACUUUACCAGAUGAUAGUCAUACAGUAGUUGAUAAGAGGAAUGCCAAUGAUGUGCCGGAAAGUUCUGGAACAGGCAGAACAAGGUCUUCUCAGCUGCAGGGUGGCAAAGAGCUCCACCGAGUGUCACCUGCAGAACUUGUUCAAGCGGUUCAUGAGAUGCUUUCUGAAGCAGGGAUCAGCGUGGACGUGGAAAAGCAAUCUCUUUUAAAAAGAACAUUAACUCUGCAAGAACAAUUGAAAGAGUCUCAGGCCGCACUUUUGCUCGAGCAGGAAAAGGCUGAUGUGGCAGCAAAAGAAGCUGAUACAGCGAAAGCGGCAUGGCUUUGCCGGGUGUGUUUGACCAAUGAAGUUGACAUGACGAUAGUUCCAUGUGGUCAUGUACUUUGUCGCAGAUGCUCAUCCGCUGUUUCCAGGUGUCCAUUUUGUAGGCUUCAGGUUGCAAAAACUAUCAGAAUUUUCCGGCCAUAACAACUUGGCCAAUUUAAACUCUAGAUUUUUGUCAUAUAUCUAGAGUUUUACACCUUGAUUCAUAGGAAUGACCUCCAUCUCUCAUCGGCAAUCAUUUUGUGUUAGCUCCCAUAAACGAGGCGAAAGAUCAAAACUAGGAAAGACAAAUUGUUCUGAUACGUAGUUGUUUCAGUGAGAGUUGGAGUAUAGUUCUCAUUCCAAUCUCCUUGUGAAUAGUUGCUUCUUGCGCUUGUACAUAAGAAAAUGAUAAAGAGGGAAACGUAUAGUUUCACUCAGUUUCGCUGGAUGUCCUUGAAAGGAUAAUACCAUGCUUAUACACUGAAUUCGAAUCACGUGUCUUCAUUUCUUG
Populus euphratica (Euphrates poplar) is the source of this 14864-nucleotide messenger RNA. Its product is annotated as Zinc finger, C3HC4 type (RING finger) family protein. NCBI's taxonomy places the organism in Eukaryota, Viridiplantae, Streptophyta, Magnoliopsida, Malpighiales, Salicaceae. The record is from RefSeq and is a predicted model, not a curated record. The coding region runs from base 182 to 14515 and encodes 4777 amino acids. Gene Ontology annotation, molecular function: Hsp70 protein binding. The transcript is spliced from 12 exons.